This is a messenger RNA of Anoplopoma fimbria (sablefish), 2487 nucleotides long. It is a transcript of the gene gabbr1b, whose product is annotated as gamma-aminobutyric acid (GABA) B receptor, 1b. The record is from RefSeq and is a predicted model, not a curated record. Lineage: Eukaryota; Metazoa; Chordata; Actinopteri; Perciformes; Anoplopomatidae. Gene Ontology annotation, molecular function: G protein-coupled GABA receptor activity. Gene Ontology annotation, biological process: gamma-aminobutyric acid signaling pathway; G protein-coupled receptor signaling pathway. The transcript is spliced from 18 exons. The coding region runs from base 16 to 2487 and encodes 823 amino acids. Gene Ontology annotation, cellular component: G protein-coupled receptor heterodimeric complex; membrane.
GGAGCCCUCUUCCCCAUGAGUGGAGGCUGGCCUGGCGGACAAGCCUGCCUCCCCGCCACUCAGAUGGCUCUGGACCUGGUUAAUAAGAGGGCCGACAUACUGCCGGACUACGAGCUGGAGCUGAUACACUAUGACAGUAUGUGUGAUCCAGGUGAGGCCACCAAGUUGCUGUAUGACCUUCUGUACACGGAGCCCAUUAAAAUUGUGCUGAUGCCAGGCUGCAGCUCUGUGUCAACGCUGGUGGCCGAGGCUUCUCGCAUGUGGAACCUCAUAGUGUUAUCGUACGGCUCCAGCUCCCCGGCUCUGUCCAACCGCCAGCGUUUUCCCACCUUCUUUCGCACUCAUCCGUCUGCCACGCUGCACAACCCCACUCGAGUGCAGCUUUUUCAGAAGUGGAAAUGGACCAAGAUUGCCACCAUUCAGCAAACAACAGAAGUUUUUACAUCAACUCUGGAUGAUCUGGAGCAGAGGGUGAAGGAGGCAGGGAUUGAAAUCAGCGUUCGUCAGAGCUUCCUCACCGACCCCGCUGUGGCUGUCAAAAACCUCAAGCGCCAAGAUGCCAGGAUAAUUGUUGGCCUGUUCUAUGAGACGGAGGCCAGGAAGGUUUUCUGUGAGGUGUACAAGGAGAAGCUGUAUGGCAAGAAGUAUGUUUGGUUCCUCAUCGGCUGGUACGCAGACAACUGGUUCAAGAUCAAGGACCCAUCCAUUAACUGUACUGUGGAGCAAAUGACAGAGGCAGUGGAGGGUCACGUGACCACUGAGAUUGUCAUGCUCAACCCGGAGACGGUGCGAGGAGCCUCCAACCUGACAUCUCAGGAAUUUCUAGCCCAGCUAAUGUCUAAACUUGGGGGUAAAAAUCCAGAGGAGACAGGUGGUUUCCAAGAGGCCCCCCUGGCCUACGAUGCUGUGUGGGCUCUAGCCCUGGCCCUCAACAAGACCGUGGGACCCCUAAAGGCCAAGGGUCACCGGCUAGAAGAUUUCAACUACAACAACAGAGAUAUAACAGCUGAGAUCUACCGAGCCAUGAACACCAGCUCCUUUGAAGGUGUUUCAGGCCAUGUUGUAUUUGAUGCUCAAGGGUCUAGGAUGGCCUGGACUCUGAUUGAACAGCUACAAGGAGGAAGCUAUAAGAAGAUUGGAUACUAUGACAGCACUAAAGGCAAUCUGUCCUGGUAUGGGAAUGACAAGUGGAUAGGCUCAGGACCCCCUGCAGACCAGACAGUGGUCAUUGAGGAGUUUCGCUACCUGUCCCAGAAGAUCUUUGUGUCUGUGUCUGUCUUUGCUGGGUUGGGAAUCCUGCUGGGAAUUGUCUGCCUCACCUUCAACAUCUACAACAGCAAUGUCAGGUACAUUCAGAACUCUCAGCCCUACCUUAACAACAUGACUGCAGUGGGCUGCAUGAUGGCUCUGGCUGCUGUCUUCCCUCUGGGCAUCGAUGGCCUUCAUGUCCACAGGAGGCAGUUCCCCGUCGUCUGCCAGUUUCGCCUGUGGCUACUCGGUCUGGGUUUUAGUCUCGCGUAUGGCAGCAUGUUCACCAAGAUCUGGUGGGUCCACACUGUCUUCACCAAAAAAGAAGAGAAGAAGGACAAGAGGAAGCACCUGGAACCAUGGAAACUCUAUGCUACUGUAGGUGUUCUGCUCAGCAUCGACAUCCUGUCUCUCAUGAUCUGGCAGAUUGUGGAUCCUUUACAUAUCACAGUGGAGAAAUUCACCAGAGAAGCCCCCAAAGGAGACCUGGAUGUUUUGAUCCAGCCUUUACUGGAGCACUGCAGCUCAGAAAAGAUGAACACCUGGCUGGGUGUGGUCUAUGGUUAUAAAGGUUUACUGCUGCUGCUCGGCAUCUUCCUGGCCUAUGAGACCAAGUCCAUCUCCACAGAGAAGAUCAAUGACCACCGAGCUGUGGGCAUGGCCAUCUAUAAUGUUUCUGUGCUGUGUAUGAUAACAGCUCCAGUCACCAUGAUCCUGUCCUCUCAGCAGGACGCCUCCUUCGCUUUUGCCUCCUUGGCCAUAGUCUUCUCGGUCUACAUCACCCUGGUGGUUCUGUUCGUCCCCAAGAUGCGGCGUCUGAUCACACGGGGCGAGUGGCAGUCUGAUGCCCAGGAGACCAUGAAGACCGGCUCUUCCACCAAUAACAAUGACGAGGAGAAGUCCAGACAGCUGGAGAGAGAGAACAUGGAGCUCCAGAAGAUCAUCCAGGAGAAAGAAGAGCGUGUGUCUGAACUAAGAAACCAGCUGUCUGAGCGACAGGCCCUGCGAUCAAGGAGAAGAGCGUCCACUGUCACCAAUCAGAACCACAGCUCCACAUCCCCUGUCAUUCCCCACAGCGACCCCAGGGCCCUGGCCCCUCCUCCAGGGUACCCCACCCCCAUCUCUGACCUCCACCCCAUGCCUCCGUCCUUCGGCAACUCGUCCAGCCUCUACCAGCCGGACAGCAAGAUCAGCCGAAAUAACUGCCACACCAGCCAUCUGCAGCUGCUGUACAAGUGA